AUGUCUCGUACUGUGCUUGAUAAACUUUUGACCGAUUCGUAUGCUCGCUAUCAAGUUCUAGAUCAUCGUGGCUUUCAUACACACACUGCCCACCAUUUAGCAUCUCUUCGUUGUUUAGGUGCUAGUGAUGAACGACUCGAACAACUCGCCAAAAUUAUGUGUGAAGAAAAUGCUCCGUACGAACCUUCACCUCAUGAAAUAACAAGUGCCAAUUGGCGACAAUCACUCGGCGAUGAACGCUUCUGCAAGGCAUAUCGAGAUUUCUUCGACCAACAAUUAAAAACUAGCGGAGAUAAAUGGUGUGAGAAAUUCCUCGAAUUACUGAAUGAUCAUAAACCAGAACCAUUGAUCAAUAGUCUCGUCAGUGGUUUGGCACAUCCUCUUAUUCAUGUUGGAUAUGCAUUAGAAUUAAACAGUCGCGAAGUCGCCUCGGAAGCAUUGACACUAAGUGCAGUGGGCUAUAACUAUCAUCAUGAAAUUAUCGACAAAUUAAAAGCACCAAAAGCUGGUUCAAAAUCUUUUCAAGAAAUCUUCAACAAUCUUCGCGCAGACGAUCGAUUGCCAUUAUUUGAUGCACCAGGAGUUGGUAAUCUAGAAGCGACUGUCAAAGAAUCAGUCGAUAUCGUUCUAUCGUACUUCGACCAAUGGCAAAUUAAUACGAAUAAUCUUGAAAAAACUAUUGAAGAUUUGUUUGACUUCAGCGUUUACCUUUACGGUGCUACACACAAACCGGAUCAAAUCGAUUUCGAUUUCUUUCUUCUUCAUUUGCUUACAUCAAUGCAUGCUAUUCGUAUGAUAUAUGUACAUUUAAAUGAACAACAGCUACCCGAGAAUAUUCUUUGGCAAUUCUUCUACAUUGCAAAUAUGAUUUAUAUUUCUCAAUGCCGACCUAAAAUCGAUAAAGGUCUUAUAGACAAUUACAAAAUUGAUGCUGGUGUAAAAACUUGGGAUUAUGUUAUCGAAAAAACAGUGAAUACAAAAUUAGCUGAAGAUGCUCAUUUGGUCAAAGUUAUCCGUACUUUAAGAGAUGCAGAAACUGUUUAUGGUCCUAAAGAUGGACUUUACUUGAAAACAGCUGUGAAAACUGUUGAUAAUGCUAAUAUAGACAAUAUUUGGAUUGGUGGACCAGUUAAUCCUCGACAGCUAAAUAUCCUCAAACGUCAAUAG
Molecule: messenger RNA, 1167 nt
Organism: Rotaria socialis
Lineage: Eukaryota; Metazoa; Rotifera; Eurotatoria; Philodinida; Philodinidae
Source: the annotation of a GenBank genome assembly